Molecule: messenger RNA, 2617 nt
Organism: Triticum dicoccoides
Lineage: Eukaryota; Viridiplantae; Streptophyta; Magnoliopsida; Poales; Poaceae
Product: transcription repressor OFP13-like
Exons: 4
Coding region: 1441-2229 (262 amino acids)
Biological process (GO): negative regulation of DNA-templated transcription
Source: RefSeq, a predicted model, not a curated record
CAGACAAUCCCCAGUCUCCCUCUCUCCUUCCCUCCGAAACCCAAACUCAAAUCCUCCUACCACGACCCCGCGGCGACCAGCCCCGCCGGCCGCAGCGCCGAUUGGCCGGGGUCUCUGGAGGAUACGACGCGCGGUCGUGGGCGCGGGGGGAGAAGGGAGAAGAUGCCCGCCUUGAGAUGCGGCGAUGCAUGGAGUGCCGGGCCGAGGCGGAGAUGGUGACCAUCCCCAUGUUCGACGGCGCCCUCAUUCCGCAAAGUGUCUGCUCCCUGGCUGGCUCUCACGAUGCAGUUACCAAGAAUGAAUGACAAGUAUUUCUCCACAAAUCAAAGUGAGCCAGUACUAUAAGCUUUAUUUGUUCUCAUGCUAAACAUUAUCGAUGGCCUUCUGCAGCUGUUUUAACAAUGGAACUGCGCCACAGCCAAACAGUUAACUUAGAAUGACAAGGUAGAGUACCGGGGAGAAUGAGAAUCUGUAGCACGGCACUAGCAGGCUACCACCAAGGAACAAGGCCAAGGUCUCAUCCGUGAAAGAUUAAGGUUACUUUGCAGGGAGAUGAGGCCCAUCCCAAGACAUGACAGAUGGAUGGAUGGAUGGAGAGCUAGCUAGGCGCACUGCGUGGACUACUAAUUUACUACUCCUACUUCCUACUAAAACAAUUAGAGGACGUUUCUCUCUUGUCUGCACCUAAUUAUCUAUCCUGUGACCUUGUUGCACCAUUUGAUUACAACAGCCUGCAGAUUAAACCACGCCACAGGCCACACCACCGGCUCCCGAUAAUCUAAUGCUUGCCGCAUGUGAAGAUUAUAUCGAUCAUUACAUUUAUUUCUGCUCUGGGCAAAUUGGAUGGACGGCGCAUACCUACAUUAGAUUAAAUCGCAACAAGGUAGCACCUACCAAUACCAAUUAAAUGGUCUCUUCAGCUGCUAGCGAGCUACUGAUCAUGCAUGUGUCUUGUAGCCUUGUACAAGAGCAAGGCUCCACGUGGAUGGCCAGGUAAACAAAAGAGGUUUAGCAGCACACCACCCCAAGUGAUUGAUUAGCGAGAAGCAUUAGUACUACUAUAUAUCUGCAGAAAUUGCACUCCACCAUCCAUGGCAAUGGCAUCUUCCUUCCUUUCUCCUCUCCUGAUAAAUACAUCAUGAACAACCAGUCUCUCUGCUCACCAGGCAACCUAGCUACUCUCAUUACUCUUUUGAUUGCUCCUGUCCUGUACUGAUAUGCUGCUAGCUUUUGUUAAUUAUAUGCCAAUAUGUGCUAUGCAACCCUCCUCUGAGCAAAAGCCCACAUACACACACCACCUUCCUCACUCUCUCUAAUUGAGUAGAGCCGCUGUAGCCCUGCCCACACCCAGUAGGCGGUGGAGCACCAUAGCCACAGCCUGUGCCUCUUGUGCAUCGUCCUGUUCGAUCUCUUCUCCUUGAGAUCAAACUAAAACCAGCCAUGGUGAAGAAGCUUGGCCUAACAUCCCUCAUCUUCAGCAGCAAGCAGGUGGACAGUGCUGCCAGUACCAGUGGCGCUGCACCUUCCUCCGUGGCCUCGUCCUCCAUGUCUGCCACCUCGUGGCAAUGGCCGUCCUGCAAGCAGCCAAGGACCCUCUCCUUCAGGCAGCAGCAGCACCACCAGACGGCGUACAAGACCAUGAACUCGGCCUACUUGCCAGACUCCGGCGCGGACUCGUGCUUCUCCAACUCCUUCGCCUCGGUCGGCGACAGCCUCUCCACGGCGUCCGAGGCCGCCUCCGGGCUCGUUGAGGCCAACGAGCGAGAGACGGUCAUCCGCGCCCUGCGCUCCGGCCGCCUCUUCUUCGAGCCCCACGCAACGCCGGCCACCUCCUCCUCCAUCCUCGACGAGGCCAACCUGAAGGUGAAGGACAGCGACACUACCACCGUUACCACCUGCUGCGGCAGCGGGAAGGUCGACAAGACGGCGCCAUUCGAGGGAGCGACGGCGCUGACCAUGGACUCGUCGAACCCGUACCGCGACUUCCGGGCGUCCAUGGAGGAGAUGGUAAUGAGCCAUGGCGUCAAGGACUGGUGCUGGUUGGAGAAGAUGCUGGGGUGGUACCUCAGGGCCAACGGCAAGAGCACCCACGGCCUCAUCGUCGGCGCCUUCGUCGACCUGCUCGUCGCGCUCAGCGACACCGCCUCGCCGUCCUCCCCGACCACCGCCAGCACCAACCGCUCGUCCUCCUUCAGCGGCACCGACGAGAUCAAGGAGGAAGAAGGAUGAACCGAGCUCAACUGGUACAUAUGAUUAUGAUUAGUUGUCCCUUGCUGCCAUGAUUCGCGUCAAGUGCUGUUAAUUCCCAGCCGGAUGCAGUGCAGCUUGAUCAAGCGUGAGGUUAGCAGUAUUGAUUCCAUUUAUUUAUCUUUUGCAAGAAGCUGCUGGCUAGCUAUUGUGUGAUUGCCUGCCAGUUAACUCCCCGUGCGCGCGUGCGCGCCUACCUAACUGAUUGUUUGCUAGCUAGGUGAGUACGUACUGUAUUUGAAUUUGUGUGCACAGCCCGGAUAUUGCGUAUGAGAAAACCAAAUGAAAUGUAAAAAACUAUAAAUAUAUAUAUCGUGUGUGUUGUCUGCAAGCAUGUUUGGGACGCGAGAAUUUUCACCGGAAUUUGGUC